AUGGCCAGACUGGGGCGGGGUGGGUUCCUCGGCCUCGCCAUCGUCUUCCAUCUGGUCUAUGUUUAUUCCAUCUUCGACAUCUACUUCGUCAGUCCCAUCGUCCAUGGCAUGAAACCGUAUAAGGUCGAACAGGACCGGGCACCCUCGAGAAGACUUGUGCUAUUCGUCGGCGACGGACUGCGCGCAGACAAAGCCUUCCAAUCUUUCCCAGACCCGUCUCCUGCGGACCCAGCCAACGCCGACUUGAUCCUUCGACCUCUCGCUCCUUUCUUGCGCUCCCGAGUGCUGGAGCACGGUACAUUCGGAGUCUCUCAUACCCGGGUGCCAACAGAGUCACGGCCUGGGCAUGUUGCUCUCAUAGCGGGACUGUACGAGGAUGUCUCGGCGGUGACGACAGGCUGGAAACUGAACCCGGUGGAUUUCGACAGUGUCUUCAAUCGCAGUCGCCAUACGUGGAGCUGGGGCAGUCCUGAUAUCUUGCCUAUGUUCAAAGAAGGAGCCGUCCCAGGCCGUGUGGAUGCGGAUCAAUAUGGUGAAGAGUUUGAAGACUUUACACAAGAUGCCACGAAGUUGGACACCUGGGUUUUUGACAGGGUGAAAGCACUGUUUGAGGCCGCGAGCAGCAAUUCCACUCUAAACGCCAUGCUACGGGAGGACAAGCUCGUCUUCUUUCUACACUUACUUGGGCUGGACACGACUGGUCAUGCUUACCGGCCCUAUUCGAAAGAGUAUUUGCAUAACAUCAAGGUCGUGGAUCAGGGUGUUGAGGCCAUCACCAAUCUGAUUGACAACUUCUACGCCGACGGAAAAACAUCAUACGUCUUCACGGCAGACCACGGCAUGAGUGAUUGGGGUAGCCACGGCGACGGUCAUCCGGAUAAUACGAGGACUCCUUUGAUUGCCUGGGGCGCUGGUGUCGCCCAGCCUGACAUCUAUCCUGACACAAUAGCGCCUGGCCACGAAGAUGGCUUUUCUGCCGACUGGGGCUUGGAUCACAUUCGACGACACGAUGUCGACCAAGCCGACGUCGCUGCACUGAUGGCCUAUCUUGCAGGAUUGGAAUUCCCGGUCAACUCGGUGGGAAAGCUCCCGUUGUCGUAUCUUGCAGCCACUGUGCAGGAGAAGGCCAGUGCAGCUCUCGUCAACGUCAGGGAGGUGCUGGAGAUGUACAAUGUCAAGGAAGAGCAGAAGAAGUCGACCUCUCUGCGCUAUCAGCCAUAUCCGCCAUUCUCGAACGUCAACGGCUCCGUUGUUGACCGGAUAUCGACCAUCGAAGCUGCGAUUGACAGCAAUCAUCACGAACACGCCAUCGAACUGUCCUUGGAACUUUUCCAUCACGCUCUCCAGGGCUUACGCUACUUACAGACUUAUGACUGGCUUUUCCUCCGGGCUUUGAUCACGAUAGGAUAUCUGGGUUGGAUCACGUUUGCUGUUACUACCGUCAUUGAUCUUCACGUCCUCGAUGGGGCAGUGCCUGAUAGAAGGAGUCUGGGGUCAACCAUGACAUUCGCAUCGAUUUUGGUCGCUCUAUAUUCCUUCUUCUUCAUUGAAAAGUCACCCUUGACAUAUUACGCGUAUGCCUUUUUCCCCGUCUUCUUCUGGGAGGAGGUAUUCGCCCGCAGGAAUGCGUUGGUGUCUGGAUUCAGUGUUUUGUUCGGCCAUGUCAAACGACCUUCGGAUUGGAUUCUUCUUCUCAUCCAAGCAAUUGUCUUUCUCGGCGUUAUUGAAGCUCUGGUUCAAUCAUAUUUCCACCGCACGAUAUUCACGGUUUGUUACGUCCUCGGCGCCUUCUAUCCUGUGUUUCAUGGAGCGGAUUUUGUCAAAAAGCACUUGUUUCUGGUGUUGGCUUGGGCGUCUGGCUGCCUGGUGCUGAGCACUUUCACCCUCUUGCCGGUGAUCAAGGUGGAAGACGCCGACACCAUUACCGCAGGGGGACUGUUGAUGUUCGGAGCCGGUCUCGGCUAUCUGUUGUUCGAGCACGACAUCACUGCGCGGUCAAUGUCGAAUUCCGCACAAUCGCAACCCAACGUUGUUUCCCGAGUUCUGAUGGGCCUCCAGUGCGGCAUCAUCUUGCUCACCAUUAUUGUCACGCGUUCAAGCGUUGCAUCUCUACAGGCGAAGCAGGGACUUCCACUCGGCAAUCAAGUCGUCGGCUGGUUCGUGCUGGUAGCGUCACUCAUCUUGCCUUUUGUCCACCGAAGCGCACCCAACAGACACUACCUUCACCGACUGGUCAUCAUCUUCCUCACCUUCUCGCCGUCGUUUAUUAUCUUGACGAUCUCCUACGAAGGACUGUUUUAUGUUGCAUUCUGCUCUACUCUUCUUGCCUGGGUGCGCCUGGAACAUGCCAUCCAGCUACACACCGUCUCUCAUCCCACAUCCGCUCCGUCCUCCUCGGGCUCUAGGCUCCGCCCAAACGGAGUGACCAUAACAUCGACAUCAGCGCAGUCGGUCACGAAUCUUCAUCCCGCAACAACUUUCCGCACUCUGGCCCUACCGGAUCUCCGACGCGCCCUGUUCUUUCUGUUCUUCUUGCAAUCGGCCUUCUUCUCGACCGGCAACAUCGCCUCCAUCUCCAGCUUCAGUCUCGACGCCGUCUACCGACUCCUCCCGAUCUUCGACCCCUUCUCCCAGGGAGCACUGCUUCUGUUCAAGAUCAUGGUGCCGUUCGCCAUCAUUUCCGCGGCGCUGGGCAUUCUCAAUCGGCGGCUCGGUCUACAGUCGUCCGCGUUGUUCAUGACCGUCAUGGCCGUCAGCGACGUCAUGACGCUGAAUUUCUUCUGGAUGGUCAAGGACGAGGGCAGUUGGUUGGACAUUGGCACGACCAUCAGCCACUUUGUCAUUGGGAGUCUGUUGUGUGUGUUUGUCGCGGGGCUGGAGGGUGUUAGUCAUGCCCUGAUCAGUGGGGUGGAGGUCGAUGAUGCAUUUGAAGAUAGGGUCAGGUCAGCUGGAGGGGUGGAUGUCGUGGAGGGCACGGCCAAAGCCAACGGCCACGGCAAUGGCAACAACGGCAUGGUGAAAGAGGUUGAAGCCCAUGACGAGGUCAAUCGAAAUGUGCAAGAGGCGGCGGCUGGGCGGUAA
Capronia coronata CBS 617.96 is the source of this 3081-nucleotide messenger RNA. Its product is annotated as phosphatidylinositol glycan, class N. The transcript is spliced from 2 exons. NCBI's taxonomy places the organism in Eukaryota, Fungi, Ascomycota, Eurotiomycetes, Chaetothyriales, Herpotrichiellaceae. Gene Ontology annotation, biological process: GPI anchor biosynthetic process. Gene Ontology annotation, cellular component: endoplasmic reticulum membrane. Gene Ontology annotation, molecular function: mannose-ethanolamine phosphotransferase activity. The coding region runs from base 1 to 3081 and encodes 1026 amino acids. The record is from RefSeq and is a predicted model, not a curated record.